AUGGCCGAGCCUUCCAGCGACGCUCUCCUCUUCGAGGAGCAAUUCGAGAUUACCAACGUCGAUCACAAGAAGUACGACCGAGCAGCACGCAUCACCGCCAGCUCUCUUGACCGCGCCACCAGUCUGGAACUCGACAUCAAUACCGAACUCUUCCCCCUCACUGCUACUGAGAACAUCGAGGUCGCCCUGGCCACGACUCUGAACCUGGACGGCUCAAGGGAUGACGAGAAGACCUGGCGCGACGUUGCGAAGCCCGGAGUGCAGACGCUUGCCGAUGGGUACAACUACGUUUGCUACGGAAAGGUCUACAAAUUUGAGGACGGAAAGGCGGACAAGACUCUGAAGGCUUACGUCUCCUUUGGCGGGCUUCUCAUGGCUUUGGAGGGACCUGACAGCAAACUCACGCCUCUGCGAGUGGACAACGUCUACCUCCUCGUUAGGAAGUAG
Diaporthe amygdali is the source of this 447-nucleotide messenger RNA. RefSeq lists its product as uncharacterized. The record is from RefSeq and is a predicted model, not a curated record. Gene Ontology annotation, molecular function: DNA-directed RNA polymerase activity. The transcript has 2 exons. Lineage: Eukaryota; Fungi; Ascomycota; Sordariomycetes; Diaporthales; Diaporthaceae. Gene Ontology annotation, biological process: DNA-templated transcription. Gene Ontology annotation, cellular component: RNA polymerase III complex; RNA polymerase II, core complex; RNA polymerase I complex. Bases 1 to 447 code for a protein of 148 amino acids.